AAUCCCACAUCACAUUCGUUAACCUUACUCCUUGUCGUCCUCGCCGUGGUGGUUGAUAGAAACAAUGUUCAAGAAGUCUGUGUCGACGGCUGCAGCCUCAAGGGCGUUGCUUCGCUCACAACGAACCUUUUCGACCACGUCUGCAGCCAGGAAAGUUGUCGCGACGAACCCUGUAAAAGCUGAGGAAGUCAAGUCCUGGUCUUCAGGAAAGUAUCCCUUGAUUGAACACGAAUAUGAUGCAAUUGUCGUUGGUGCUGGUGGUGCUGGAUUGAGAGCAGCAUUUGGUCUAGCAGAGGCAGGUUUUAAUACAGCGUGUAUCACCAAGUUGUUCCCCACUCGCAGUCAUACGGUCGCCGCUCAGGGUGGUAUCAAUGCCGCUCUUGGUAACAUGACUGAAGACGACUGGCGAUGGCAUAUGUACGAUACAGUGAAAGGUUCUGACUGGCUGGGUGACCAAGAUGCAAUCCAUUACAUGUGUCGCGAAGCUCCUAGCACGGUCAUUGAGCUCGAGCACUUUGGUGUCCCAUUCUCCAGAACAAAAGAAGGAAAAAUCUACCAACGUGCUUUUGGUGGACAAUCUCUGAAGUAUGGUAAAGGUGGUCAGGCCUAUCGUUGUGCCGCCGCCGCCGACCGUACUGGUCAUGCACUUUUGCACACACUCUAUGGUCAAUCAUUGCGCCACAACACCAACUUCUUUAUCGAAUACUUCGCGCUCGAUUUGAUCAUGCAGGAUGGCGAGUGUGUUGGUGUGAUUGCGCUCAACAUGGAAGAUGGUACUCUUCACAGGUUCAGGUCCCACAAGACCGUUCUGGCAACAGGAGGCUAUGGAAGAGCAUACUUCAGUUGUACAAGUGCGCAUACUUGCUCUGGAGAUGGAAAUGCCAUGGUUGCCCGCGCUGGUCUUCCUCUACAAGACUUAGAAUUCGUCCAGUUCCACCCCACUGGUAUCUAUGGUGCUGGAUGCCUUAUCACCGAAGGUUCUCGUGGUGAGGGUGGAUAUCUCCUAAACUCAGAGGGCGAACGCUUCAUGGAGCGUUACGCACCUACCGCAAAGGAUCUAGCUUCUCGUGACGUCGUUUCUCGUUCAAUGACCAUUGAAAUCCGCGAAGGUCGCGGUGUGGGACCUGACAAAGACCACCUCUACCUCCAGCUCAGUCAUUUGCCUCCUGAAGUCCUUCACGAGAGGCUUCCCGGUAUCUCUGAGACUGCCGCCAUCUUCUCUGGUGUUGACGUCACAAAGGAGCCUAUCCCCGUCUUGCCUACUGUUCACUACAAUAUGGGUGGUAUUCCCACGAAAUAUACUGGUGAGGUGUUGACUACGGAUAAGGAUGGCAAAGACAAGGUGGUUCCCGGGCUGUAUGCUGCAGGUGAAGCGGCUUGUGUAUCCGUUCACGGUGCCAACCGUCUCGGGGCCAACUCCCUUUUGGACAUCGUAGUAUUUGGACGUGCAUGCGCGCACCAUAUCAAAGAUACCUUAACUCCAGGAAAACCGCACAAAGCUAUUCCCGAAGAGGCUGGCAUGGGGAGUGUUGAAUUCCUGGAUCAAGUCAGGAACGCUGACGGCUCAGAGCCCACGGCUAAAAUCAGAUUAGACAUGCAGAAAGCUAUGCAAUCAGAUGCUGCUGUCUUCCGUACUCAGGAGUCUUUGGACGAAGGCGUACAAAAGAUGCGCUCUAUCUACAAGUCAUUCGACAAUGUUGGCAUCAAGGACAGGAGCAUGAUCUGGAACUCCGACCUUGUUGAAACACUGGAGCUCCGCAACAUCCUCCAGUGCGCUAUCCAAACCAUCACAGCCGCAGCUGCUCGCAAGGAGUCACGUGGUGCGCAUGCUCGUGAAGAUUUCCCUGAGCGUGACGAUGAUAAAUGGAUGAAGCACACUUUGACACUCCAGCGUGACAUCAAUGAACCGGAUGUCGAGAUCACGUACCGUGGUGUCAUUGGCACGACGUUGGAUGAAAGCGAGUGCAAAGCAGUUCCUCCCUUCAAGCGCGUGUAUUAGAAAGUGCUAUGAUGUUGCGCACUAGAUAUAAGUUCUCGAGGAUAAGGUUAUGCCAGGGCCUUUGUCGCUACACUACGGGUGUUGUAUGAAAAUGCUACAGAUGUAGCAGUACUGUUAAUUCAAACCACCUUUG
Serpula lacrymans var. lacrymans S7.9 is the source of this 2132-nucleotide messenger RNA. It is a transcript of the gene SDH1, whose product is annotated as minor succinate dehydrogenase isozyme, Sdh1p. The record is from RefSeq and is a predicted model, not a curated record. Lineage: Eukaryota; Fungi; Basidiomycota; Agaricomycetes; Boletales; Serpulaceae. Gene Ontology annotation, biological process: tricarboxylic acid cycle; mitochondrial electron transport, succinate to ubiquinone. The coding region runs from base 65 to 1999 and encodes 644 amino acids. Gene Ontology annotation, molecular function: succinate dehydrogenase (quinone) activity; flavin adenine dinucleotide binding; electron transfer activity. The transcript is spliced from 13 exons.